Molecule: messenger RNA, 4543 nt
Organism: Chilo suppressalis (striped riceborer)
Lineage: Eukaryota; Metazoa; Arthropoda; Insecta; Lepidoptera; Crambidae
Source: the annotation of a GenBank genome assembly
GUCGAUUCUGACACGAUUCUUUAAACCUAAACUUAAAUUUGACAACAGCGUAUCCUUGUCAUUCUCUAUACGGAAUGAAAAGGAGAGAUUUAUGUUAAAUUUAGUUUUAAGUUACGCCAGAAUCGACACAAUUGUAUCCUUGUCAUUUUCUAUACAGAAUGAAAAUGAAAGACUGGUGCUAAGUUUAGAAAAUUAUGCCAGAAUUGACACCAAUUUAUCAAGAAUAAAAGGGCUGUGUGGACUCAGAAUCCCCUGCCCGUCCCAACAAGUAAAAAUACAUAGAUAAAAUAAAAUGUCUAUGUAAACAAACCUGUGGGAAGUCCGGUUUGGGUUUUUUUUUAGAUUAUUUGAUAAUUUUAUGUCACGAUAGAUAGGUAAUUUAUUAAACUAAAGAUGAGUUCUAAAAAAGGAAAACGUAACUUGGGGAACAAACACUUUCCGAUAGCUGAAUCUGUGAGUAUAGCUCUGAAGAUCCAGUUGGAUAAGUUUCUCAGUGAUGAAAAUGAAACAGAACUGAAAUUCCCAACAUUUCUGUCUGCCCAAGAGCGCGGUUUCAUACAUGAAACCGUCGCGAAGCUAGGCUUGAAAUCCAAGUCCCGUGGGAAAGGUGUAAAUCGCUAUAUAACAAUCUAUAAGCGUUCAGGGUCUACAAUUAUCCAAAAUGAUGCUAAAUUGAUAUUGGACUCAAACAUGAGAUGCACCAUUGCAGAGCUUUUUAAUGCCUUUCCAAUCACUAGCAAAGAGAAAGAUGACUUAAGUUGUUGCCCUGAAAAGGAAAGGAGUCCACAACUGGCUCACAAGACACUUGGACAGUUAAAUAACGGAGUUGCUCAGGUACCGAAUACAAUAUACAAUCCUGACCUUAUAAAGUUCAGGGAAAAGUUGCCAGUAUAUGAACAAAGGCAAGAGUUGCUCAAUGCUAUCACUCAUAAUCAGGUGAUAAUAGUUGCGGGUGCGACGGGGUGCGGUAAAACGACGCAAUUGCCGCAACUGGUGCUCGAACACUGCCAGGAGCAGCGGGUGCCGGCGCGCGUGUACUGCACGCAGCCGCGCCGCAUCUCCGCCGUGUCCGUCGCCGAGCGGGUGGCGUUCGAGCGCCAGGAGAAGAUCGGGCAAUCGGUGGGCUACCAGAUCCGGCUGGAGUCGCGCGUGAGCCCGCGCACCGUGCUCACAUACUGCACCAACGGGGUGCUGCUGCGGACGCUCAUGGCCGGCGACUCCUCGCUCACAGGUGUGUCACACAUAUUCGUGGACGAGGUGCACGAGCGAGACAAAUUCAGCGACUUCCUACUGAUAGCUUUACGAGACGCCCUGCCUCGGUUUAAGGAGCUCAAGCUGAUUCUAAUGUCGGCCACCUGCGACACGCAGAUAUUCUCCAGGUAUUUCAACAACUGUCCAGUGGUGACGAUCCCGGGCCGAUUACACGAAGUACAGCGGUUCUACCUGGAGGACAUCCUGCGCAUCACGCAGUACAAGACCAAGAAGAUGGUGCAGGUCGAGAAGGAGCUCAAGGCGAAGCUCAAGUCGGGCGGGGGGAGCUACUGGUCGCAUCUAGAAGCUCAAAAGUCGAACGCGACCGAAUCGGUUGCGUCGAACGGCGGCAAGGAUAAAGAAGUCGACAAAGAAAACACUAUGGAGCCCGCCAUGCAGGCAGACAUGGAUGAGUUCUUAGACGAUUGCUUCAAGGAGGGCAGUCUGGACUCGUUCUGCCAGAUCCUGUACAUGUACCUGUCUGAAGGGGCUCCUGUGGACGCGGCUCACUCCAGAACUAAACGCACCGGGCUCAUGGCCUCUACCAGGCAUGGACUGUCAGACACCGCCGCCAAUAUACUGCAUAUAGGCGCGGACCCAUUAGUGAAAGACGCGGAAGGCAAAACGGCAUACGACUACGCUAUAGAAUACGGUCACACAGAAUGUGCCCAGUUACUCGCCACGUUCCGUCCCGCGGCUCCGCCCGCGUUGGACGACGACGAAUUCCUCCUGGACGUCUACAAUCAUUCCGUACCCGAGGAGCUAGUAGACCACCAGUUAAUGCAUCAUUUGGUCAAACAUAUACAUUUGACAAUGCCCAAAGGUGCUAUCUUAGUCUUCAUGCCGGGUUACGACGAUAUUGUCGCUUUACGCGACUUGGUGCAAGCGGAUUCGGAAAUGGCCGCGGCGAAGUUUCAGACUUUCACUUUGCAUAGUAAUAUGCAGACUUUGGAUCAGAAGAAAGUUUUUAAUCCGUUGCCGAAUGCGCGUAAGGUUAUAAUAGCGACGAAUAUAGCGGAGACCUCUAUUACGAUUGAUGAUGUGGUGUACGUUGUGGAUUCGUGCAAGGUGAAGGAGAAAUACUACGAAUCAUCAGGGGGCGUUUGUUCUCUCCAACGCGUUUGGGCCGCGCGGUCGGGGCUGGCUCAGAGAGCGGGUCGCGCGGGGCGGUGCCGGCCGGGCCGCGCCUACCACGUGUGCAGUCGCCGCCGGGCCCGGGCCCUCCCCGCGCAACCGUUACCCGAAAUGCUCCGCGUGCCGCUACAAGAACUAUGUCUACACACCAAGCUGUUAGCCCCUGGGAAUACACCGAUCGCGGACUUCCUAGCUCGCGCCCUGGAACCCCCUUCUUUCCUAGCCGUCCGAAACGCAGUAGCUCUGCUCAAAACCAUCGGAGCUUUGACCCCUACGGAAGAUUUGACGGAGAUUGGCCAGCAUCUCCUAGAUUUGACGGUGGAGCCGAAGUUGGGGAAGAUGCUUCUGUACGCGUGUGCUAUGAAGUGCCUGGAUCCUAUAUUGACGAUUGUGUGUUGCCUGGCUAGUAAAGAACCGUUCACUAUGGCCACCAGCCCGGACAGUAGGCGAAGAGGCGCGGCCGCUAAGAGAGACUUUGCCGCUGAUAGCUUCUCGGAUCACAUGGCCUUGUUGCGGGCUUUCCAGGCGUGGCAGGCGGCGCGCGCUGCAGGCAUUCACGCGGAGCGAGCCUUCUGCGCGCGGCACCUGAUAUGUGCCGCCACCAUGGAGAUGGUGGGAGGGCACCGCGCCCAGCUGCUGGCCCAGCUGCGGGCGCUCGGGCUGGUGAAGGCGCGCGGACAUGGAGACAUCAAGGUACUGCCAGCGCGGCACCUGAUAUGUGCCGCCACCAUGGAGAUGGUGGGAGGGCACCGCGCCCAGCUGCUGGCCCAGCUGCGGGCGCUCGGGCUGGUGAAGGCGCGCGGACAUGGAGACAUCAAGGACGUAAACCUGAACUCGGAGCGUUGGUACGUGGCCAAAGGCGUGCUAGUGGGGGGGCUGUAUCCCGCCCUGGCGCGCGUCGACCGCGCCGCGGGGGGAGGGGGGGCCGGCCGGGAGGGGGGCGCGCUGAGGACAGCUCGCGAGGCACGAGUGGCGCUACACCCCGCCUCCACCCUGAGGGCACGUACCUUGCCCGCUGCAGCCGAUUGGGUUGCAUUCGAGGAGAUGUCUCGCGCUGGCCGAUUCUGUUUCGUCCGAUGCUGUACGCUAGUGACCGCUUUAACCGUCGCUCUAUUCGCGGGACCUUUGCGCCUCCCAGCCGCGGCAUUGACUCAACGCGCCAAUCCGCCCGGCUUAUCCAGCGAUAGCGACAGCGAUACCGGGGACACCGCCCCCGAUGCCGCCACCCUAACUCUAGACGACUGGAUAGCUUUCACAGCCGACGCUUCCGAUGCUAUAGCAGUCUACUAUCUGAGGCAGAAAUUGAGCGCGCUCAUAUUGCGCCGGAUGACCAAUCCGGCUAAACCGACGACGCCUUUGGACGAGCAGAUUCUAGCGGCCGUAGUUCAUGUGUUGGGGGCGGAGGAGAGAAAUGCGGGGUUGGGUCAGCCCCCAGGCGUGGGACAGCGUCCGAAACCGUUGGCGAUGGACCGCAUGCGUAUGGACGACGAUAAACAUGCGGGGGAUUUCGCGGCCGCUUUCGGUUUCCGGAGACCGGGGGUGGGGGUGUCCGGGUCGGGAGUAUCCGGGCCGGGGGUGGCGGGCACGUGGCGAUCUCCGGCCGCGUCGCCGGAUGCGCCCCCGGACGCGAGAUAUUUCAUAGUACGCGCCGAUGAUCCGCAUUCUGUUGAUGCGGCGCAUUCUACGGGUGUGUACCCGUUCGCGCCGAAUACUGCCAAGAAAUUACAGAAGGCGAAACAGGAGGGCGCUCGCGUAGUAGUAUUCUUCAGUUGCGCGAGCGCCAGCAAGCUGCUGGGCAGCGCCGCGCUAACGGACACGGGGCUAGAUUGGAUCUCCACGCAACACGUGCCUUUCCACUUGAUCAGACACGUGUGCAACUCGUUAGCGGGCGGGGCGCGGGUGGUGGGCGCGCGGGACGGCACCGAGGUAUGCGCGGGCGCCGCGCGCGGACUGCUGGCCCCCCCCGCGCCCCCCGCCCCAACCGCCCCACCAGCGCGAGGGAUGAUGGCCCCCCCCGCGGGACCCGCCGCGCGACGCCCGCGCCCACCCCGACCCAUACAUAAGCACGACCAGUGAACAACCACCACUCUCACGUACAUCACCCAGUUGCCCCGCCCCGCGUCCCUACGCCCCCCCCCCGCGUCCCUACGCCCCCCCC